AUGAUCGAAAAGGGAACUCCUGUAGGAGAAACCUACUGUAGAUCGGUUAUUUGGUGGGACGACGACGGAAUCUAUAACGAAGAGGGCUGUGGAGAACGUCCUUUUGGUCCACGUUUGCGCGUAGAUGGUGGAGAAAUUGCAGAGGAAAAUGAGAUACCAUGGGCUGCUCUGCUCAAGAGGAAAGAGAAAACUUCCUCUCCAUUUGGUGAAGCCAAAACAUCACGAGCCUCGGUAACAGCAAAAAUAUUGAUUAAGGUCUACUUUCUACCGACAGGCGAUCGUGCUACCGAUCCGAACGACAUCGCCAUUGUUCAGCUGUACACCCCAGCGGUAGAGAAAGGAGUCUGGCCGAUUUGCCUUCCUUCAGAACAGGACCAACUGUUCAAAGGAGAGAAACCACGUGUUGCUGGAUGGGGAAUUCAUCGUUAG
Molecule: messenger RNA, 429 nt
Organism: Cooperia oncophora
Lineage: Eukaryota; Metazoa; Nematoda; Chromadorea; Rhabditida; Trichostrongylidae
Source: the annotation of a GenBank genome assembly